Olea europaea var. sylvestris is the source of this 1870-nucleotide messenger RNA. Its product is annotated as RNA-directed DNA methylation 4. The transcript has 11 exons. Lineage: Eukaryota; Viridiplantae; Streptophyta; Magnoliopsida; Lamiales; Oleaceae. Bases 271 to 1383 code for a protein of 370 amino acids. The record is from RefSeq and is a predicted model, not a curated record.
ACUGUUUAUUAACUUAGAUGGGCCAAAACGACACCGUGUGAUGGGAAAAAGGAAAAACUCAGACUCUCGUCAUUUUUCUGUGCCACUUAACCCUAACUGCGCUCUCUAUCUCUCUGUCUCGCACGCGAUCGGUGCCACAGUAGCAAGGAUUAACGCUGAAUCUGAGCCAAUUGAGACGUAUAUUUACAGCAAAACCAAAGAUGGGACGGACUUCGAAUUGUCAUAGCAUAGAUUUGAUAGACGGCAUAACCAAAAAUUAGUUCUCAGCUGAUGCAUAGGAAAAAUAUUCACUCAUUCUCCGAUUCUAUGGAUGACGGCACUGCAAUUAAGCCAAAUACGGACAAGCCGGUCAUUGUCAGGGUUAAAAGAAAAGCUUCCCAGUCUCUCCUCGAUGCUUUUUGGCUAGAGAUUAAUGAGAGGCCAACAAAGCGGCCGCUGCUUGACUUUGAAAAGUUAUCAAUCUCUGGUUCUUCUUCUAAUAGAGUGGAAGAAUUGAAGACCAAAAAGGUUCUUGUACGGCAUGUGGAGACAGUAAUUACCUCAGAGGUCACUGUUGAUGUGCUACGAUCUUUUGUGCCUAAUUCAUCUGAUGCACUGGAACCUAAAGAGAAAAAUGGAGGAAGAAGAUGCACUUUUAAGACGGAGAAUAAACAGGAGCAGUUGCUUGUCAAAGCAAGACAAAGACAAGAGGUUUUAUCCAAAAAUGCUCGUUUUGAGCAAAUAUGGAGAAGCCGAAAGGGAAAGAAUGAAGCUGUAGAAGAUGAUGCAGUACAUGAAAUGUAUCGACUCUAUGAUGUUGUCCGGGUUGAUGCAGAGAAGAGAGAGAACGAAGUGCAAGAGGAGGAUACGGAAUUGGAGGACCACAGGAUGAUGGCUCAAUAUCUGCCUCUCCUAAGAGAAGUUUUACCAACUGCUGCUGUGGAGAUUGAAGAUGAUAUUCACAAUUAUGCUGCCAGACAAGCAUUUUCAGAUGAUUAUGUUUAUGAUUUUUAUGCUGUUAAGGGUGACGCCAACAUUACUGAUGCUGAUUCUGCAAGCCAGUUUCCUUUGGUUCAAGUUGACGAUGAUACCUUCUAUGAUGGCCCAGAUGAUUCAGAAUAUGAAACUGAUGAUUCUAAUGCGGAGGACAAUCCGCUCAAUGAGUAUCCGGAUGAAGAGACAUCUGAGGAUGAGGAUGUGAGUAGAUCAUCUGAUGAGAAAUCAGAGGUCGAGAGCAGAUCUUCCAAGAACCAAUCUGAAGAAUCUGAAAGUGGAAGUGAAACAUAUUAUAAUGAACACGAGGGUACAGGGCCAUUUGACUGGUCAGACAAUGCAGAUUCAUUGUUCGAAGAUGACAAGUACUUUGAUGAUGGUGAGGAAAUUUAUGAUGAUGAUUUGAGGUAAUUUUGUUUUUGGUCCAUUGUACCUUUUCUCUGCCUGUGAAUUUUUACUUCAAGCAUGUAUGGGUAAGUUGUUGUGUUGCUACACGCACUAUAAUCAAACACACUUCGGCCUUUGCUGAGAUCAUUAACAAUUGGGAACAGGUGUUUGGUACUUUCCCAAGUAGGGCUCGUAAAUGUUAAAAUUGUGUUUAGUUUGGCUCAGUAUUUGCUGUGAUGCUAGCAAAUAAUAAUUUUCUAUCGUGUCUAGGUAGAGCCCACAAAAAUAUAUAUGCUCCGUUUGUAUGAAGGCAUCUGAAUUAAUAUUAUAUAGCAGUCUUUUAUUGCUUUUGAAUUGAUUUUCUUUGGAGGUGUAAAAAUGGGAUUUAGCCACCUAAGGCUCUGUUAUCUUAUUUGAACCACUACACUCUUUAACUCUUUAGAAUCGUUUGGAAGCGACGAAUGAACAAAUUUGGUUGGAUAUAUUUCUUUUAGAACUUGUUUUUACUUAA